CCGGCACUCUGUCCAGCCAUGGGCGCCAAGCGGCGCGGGGCGGCAGCGGCGGCAGCGGGGUCGAAGCGGGGGAGGCGGGAGGCGCGGGCCGAGCUGUGUGCCGCCCUCGGGGACGCGGCGCUGCGGGGGCGGGCGGCGGCGGCGUGGGGCGGCGGCGAGCCGCUGCGGCACGAGGCGGCGGCGGUGGAGCCGGGCCCGUUCCCGCACGGCCUCAUCCCCGGGUUCCUGGCGGCGCCGGGCUUCGCGGAGGCGCUGCGGGACGAGCUGCUGGGUCUGAGCUUCACGGGGCGGCGGAACGACCUCCUCUCGCUGCGGCAGUCCCGGGAGCUGGCGGCGAGCCCGGAGCCCCGCCUCGCCGCCCUCAGGCAUGCUCUGUGUGAAGAAUUCCGAGCGUGGCUUUCUGCUGUGACCCUGAUUGAGCUGGACCAAACUAUUGACAUCUCCUGUGCUAAAUAUGAAUAUACCGAUGUCUUGCUGUGUCACGAUGAUGAGCUGGAAGGUCGGAGAAUCGCUUUCAUCCUGUACCUCGUGCCACCCUGGGAGAAAAGCGACGGGGGAACGCUGGACCUGUAUAGCACGGAUGAACACUUUCAGCCACAGCAAAUUGUCAAGUCAUUAGUGCCUUCGUGGAACACGCUGGUUUUCUUUGAAGUGUCUCCAGUCUCUUUCCACCAGGUGUCGGAAGUUCUGUCUGAGGAGAAGUGCCGCUUGUCCGUGAGUGGCUGGUUUCAUGGCCCAUCAAUAGUCAGACCCACACGCCACGUCGAAGCUCCCUUGCCCAGGAGCCCACACAUCCCCUAUGAUCACGAAAUUCUCUAUGAGUGGAUCAAUCUCAUUUAUUUGGACAUGGACUCCCAAGCUCAAAUCCAGGAGGAAUUUGAGGAGCGAUCAGAAAUUCUCCUGAAGGAUUUUCUUAAGAAAGAGAAAUACCAGCUACUGUGCAAAGCUUUGGAGAACAAAGACAUCCAGUGGAGUAGCCGGGGGCCUGCCAAUAAAAGGCUCUAUGAGACAGCAGAGGAAGACAGCCUCCCCAACGUCCUGAAGAAAUUCCUGCAGUUCUUGCGUUCCGAGGCCUUGUUUUUACUGCUUUCCAACUUCACUGGCCUAAAGCUGCACUUUCUGGCUCCCUCUGUUGAGGAUGAAGAUGCUGGGGAAGGAACGGCAACAGACACUGCUCAGUACAGCAGUCCCGAACCUGAGCAGGAAGAGGCUGUACAUCAGGCUGACAGCCACCCCCAACAGCCAGACCAGCCUGAGGACAUCCCUGAAGCACGAGACGGCGAGACACAGAAUGGUUCAGGGACCCCCACGUGUGCCGGGGAGCUGAGGCGCUGGGCCCAUGGGCACUACACUCUCGUUCAUGACUCUCAAGCAACAGAAUUUGCUCUCGACCUGCUCUUCUUCUGUGGCUGUGAGGACUGGGAUCCAGAAUAUGGUGGCUUUACUUCCUACAUCGCUAAAGGUGAAGAUGAAGAGCUGUUGACAGUGAAUCCAGAAGAAAACUGCUUGGCCUUAGUUUAUAGAGACAGGGAAACUAUGAAGUUUGUGAAAUACAUCAAUCAUCGCAGCUUGGCACGGCUGAAAAAGGAUCCAAACAGAACAGGAUUUUGGGAUUUUUCCUUUGUCUAUUAUGAGUGACGAUGCCGAGUUGUGGCCAGGGCCGUGCAGAAAGCAGUGGGGUGGGGGCAGGUUUCCAUCCAGGUGCUGCACGGGAGUCUAAACCAGGACAGACUUUGCUGCUGCCACCUUCAUCACACUGCAUGCGAGCAGUGCCCCGCCCCGUGUGGCUUUUUUAUCUGUACAAACAAACCCAGUCUCCUGAGCCCACUUGCAACACUCGCGCUCGGCUGCUCGUAAUGCCAUGUGGAGGGAUUCUUGUCACACAACUGUCAGCAUCCAGCUCUUCUCUCGUGGAUACAGGGUGCAAUGCAGCUCUCAUUUGUCCGGGUGAGAAUUACAACUGUGCGUUGCCACAGGGUGAUGGUUUUUAUUAAGAAAAAAAAUAA
Molecule: messenger RNA, 2006 nt
Organism: Cuculus canorus (common cuckoo)
Lineage: Eukaryota; Metazoa; Chordata; Aves; Cuculiformes; Cuculidae
Gene: OGFOD1
Product: 2-oxoglutarate and iron dependent oxygenase domain containing 1
Exons: 13
Coding region: 19-1638 (539 amino acids)
Biological process (GO): peptidyl-proline hydroxylation; regulation of translational termination
Cellular component (GO): cytoplasm
Molecular function (GO): peptidyl-proline dioxygenase activity; L-ascorbic acid binding; iron ion binding
Source: RefSeq, a predicted model, not a curated record